Molecule: messenger RNA, 1997 nt
Organism: Setaria italica (foxtail millet)
Lineage: Eukaryota; Viridiplantae; Streptophyta; Magnoliopsida; Poales; Poaceae
Product: FRIGIDA-like protein 4a
Exons: 3
Coding region: 64-1854 (596 amino acids)
Source: RefSeq, a predicted model, not a curated record
AAAAAAAAAAAACUAAACUGCCUCUUCCCAUCUGAAGCCUCCCGACCCGCAGCCCUCACCGCCAUGGCGACCGCCGAGGGUUCCGCCGCCGCCGGCGAGGUUCGGCGCCUCCUGGCCCACCUCGACUCCCAGCAGCAGCUACUCGCCGACUGCCAGGGCGCCUGGUCCCGCGCCCUCGCGCACUUCGCCUCGCUCGACGAGGACCUCGCCUCCCGCUCCGCCGCCCUCGAGGAAGCCCUAGCCGCCGCCGACGCCUCCACCUCCGAGUCCCUCGCGGGGCUCGAGACCCGCGAGGCCGCCAUCCCGGCACGCCUCGCCGAGGCCUCCGCCGCGCUCUCCGCCUCCGUGGCUGAGGCCGAGGCGGAGUCCUCCGCGCCGCCUCCCGCCGACAUCCGGGGCGCCCUUCGGUGGAUAUGCCGCCGCAUGGACGCCGCCGCGCUCUGGCGUUUCAUGGCUGCGCGCCGCCGGGAGCUCACCGCGCUGCGGAGGGAGGCCGGCCCCGCCGUUGCCUCCGCGGUCGACCCGCCCCGUCUCGUCCUCGACGUGGUUAGCGAUUUCUUAGCCGCUGGAGAGGGCACCGGCGAGGACCAAUUCUGGGUGCUCGGCAUGCUGCUGCGCUCAUUGUUCGAUUCCGAUAGCCGGAAGCCACCGGAGAUAGGAGACACGUUGGUUGAGAGGGCGGUUGCAGUCACCAAGGAGUGGCAAGAGCGUUUUGGGAUCAAUAUGGACAAAUUGAUAUCCGAGAACCAGGAGGUGGAGAUGGCUGAAGCGGAUGGGGUGGGGAAUUCAGGAGCAGAGGAGAAGAAAGAAGAGCGUGGAGAUGCAGAAGAAGAGGAGGAAGAGGAGGACCCGGAGGAGGUGGUUCUUGGGUCAGGGGAUGAAGGGGAGGAGGACCCAGAGGAAGCAGAGGAGCAUGAGGAACUAGAGAAGGAAGCAAAGGAGGUGAAGGGAGAAGAGGCAGAGGGAAAGGUGUCUGAAGAGGGAGAAGGGGCAGAGAAAACAGGACUGGAGGAAGAGAAGGGAGUGGGAGAGGAGACGAAGGAGGGGAAGAAGGGAGAUGGUCAUAAAGGUGCACCGGAGCAACCAGAGGCGCAGAUAUUCCUGCAGAUGGUAGCAGCAUUUGGAUUGAAGGAUAAGUUUGAUGGGGAAUUCUUGAGGAGGCUGUUUGUUGCGAAUGGGCGGAAGAGGGAGCUUGCCAGGAUUGCAUGCGUGCUUGGAUUCGAGGACAGCCUCGGAGAUAUUGUUGAGGAACUCAUCAAGUCAGGGAAUGCUGUAGAUGCUAUAUAUGUUGCCCAUGAGGCUGAUUUGCUCGAGAAAUUUCCACCUGUGCCUCUCCUCAAAGCUUAUAUGCGGGAUUCCGGUGACAAGGCUCAGGCUGUGUUGAAAAGUGGAAGACAUUCCAGUUCUGCACUUGAAGAGGCAAACAACCUGGAGGGCAAUGCAUACAGGUCUGUCAUCAGAUGUGUUGAAUCCUGCCAUCUACAGUCAGUGUUUAGCAUCGAUGGUAUAAGGAAGAAACUAGCAAAGCUUGAGAAAGAGAAGGUGGAGAGGAAGAAGCCAGGUGGCCCAAGCAGAUUCCAAAACAAGCGAUCCCGGGGUGCAGCUGGACCUUACCCCUUCCCUCCUGCCAAGGCUGCAAGGGGAUCAGGCUCAAGCUUUGGCCCAUCCUUCCAGAACCCAGUCUCACGUUCCUUCAACUACGCAGCUCAUGCUGGAUACAUAAACCCAGCAGGCGCGCCACCAUACUAUGUGCCUGGGCGACGAGGCGGCGUGCCAUACGGUGGACCUGGAGCAUCAUAUGCUGGAUCCCCGAACUUUGCAGCUGGUGGCACGCAGCAACCGUUCCGUCGUUAGGAGGGGUUGUAUUUGUUAAUUAGUUGUUACUAAUUUUCCUUGUUUCUGGCUGAUGGAUCAUGUAUACUUAAUGUUAUUCAAGCAUACUUGUUCUUGAUUUUCGACGGAUGCAAGAUAUUGAAGCUUGUGCAGUAUACAUUCUA